UGAAUAUUAAUACCUGAGUUUUAGACAUAUAGACCGCCGCGUCUUUGUGUAUAUCGCCUCAACAGAUCUAAUCGCUAAGUCGUCUCUCUUCUCCGAAACGAAAACGGUUGCUCUAAAAAUGACUGAGGCAACGUCUGCUUUGAGGAAGCCUGUGUUCACCAAGGUUAAUGAGCUGAGACCAGGAACCAACGGUCACUCACUGAACGUGAAAGUUGUGAGCACGAAGAUGGUGAUGCAGAGAGGAGGUCGUCCAAGCGGUCCUCAGGCUCGUCAGAUGCGGAUCGCAGAAUGUCUAGUUGGAGACGAGACUGGAAUCAUUAUCUUUACUGCUAGAAACGAUCAAGUGGAUUUGAUGAAAGAGGGAAAGAUAGUGACCCUGCGUAAUGCGAAGAUUGAUAUGUACAAGGGGUCUAUGAGGCUCGCUGUUGAUAGAUGGGGCCGCGUUGAAGUCGCUGAGGAGCCCACAGACAUCACCGUGAAGGAAGAUAACAAUCUCUCGCUUAUCGAGUAUGAGCUUGUAAGUGUUGAAGCUUGAUUUGCUUCUCCCACCCAAAAGAAAGCAGAGUGACUCAAAAGACCCAUUCACUAGUUGGAGAAGCUGUAGCAUCUAUCUGCUUUGAGUUUUGCUUAUCAGAAUUUGCAGGUGGGUUUGUUGCUGGUUUGAGUCUUAUGUAUUAUCAGGCUUACCUCUGAUUUACCGUUCUCGUUUUGAAAAUCAGUUUUUUUUUUUUUUUUUGUAGAUUGAUUUUCUCUUUAAAUAUCAUUGGAUCAUUCUCUUGUUUUAGUUUUCGUUUUUUCUCGUUAUUGUUCUUCGUUAUACAUCGAAGAAUUAUUUCAUUGUGUUUCUGUUAUUCUA
Messenger RNA from Eutrema salsugineum, 856 nucleotides. RefSeq lists its product as uncharacterized. The record is from RefSeq and is a predicted model, not a curated record. The transcript has 3 exons. NCBI's taxonomy places the organism in Eukaryota, Viridiplantae, Streptophyta, Magnoliopsida, Brassicales, Brassicaceae. Bases 119 to 535 code for a protein of 138 amino acids.